CGGGCGUCUACCAAUCUGUAUUCAUCAUGUACACGAAUACUAGCUCAUCACUACACCUACGCGAAGGAUGCUAUGGAUGUUCCCGGGCUUACAGGUAUGCAAAGACGUGAGGAUUGCCCUGUCGGCACUAUGUCCUCUGCUGCGGCACGUAGUAACGCGCAUCAUCUGCUACUCGCCGAAAGCCGCCCUGUGUGGAAGCGGGGCAGCUGGUAACGAUGCAGACUUACCGUGCACUAUUAUCGCUCUGGUUAAGGGCAAUAUGGCAUUGGAAAAUGGCGAGGGGAUCCUGCUGAAAAGCAUGUAUGUCGCUACCGGCGAUGCGACAAAUAGCCAAGCCGCCUUCCGAAAACGAAGCGAGGUACGGAGCAAGCUUGUCUCCCCUAGGCAGACCUAUAAAAUCGUCUGAGGAAGCGACGACAUACGAUAUUAAGGUCUGCUUC
Laetiporus sulphureus 93-53 is the source of this 440-nucleotide messenger RNA. RefSeq lists its product as uncharacterized. The transcript has a single exon. The record is from RefSeq and is a predicted model, not a curated record. The coding region runs from base 68 to 406 and encodes 112 amino acids. NCBI's taxonomy places the organism in Eukaryota, Fungi, Basidiomycota, Agaricomycetes, Polyporales, Laetiporaceae.